UCUACCCUUAGGCUAUUGCACCAGUGCUGACCAGGGCCAAAAGAAGUUUAGAAGAGUCUGUGUGUGUGAGUGUGCGUGAGUGUGUGUGUGUGUGUGUGUGUGUGUGUGUGAGAGAGAGAGAGAGAGAGAGAGAUGAGGCUACUUUCAUGGGCACCUCUGGACUAGACAUAGCUACUGAAUAACCGUGCUGCAAGUGUGGAAAAGGCAGAAAGAACCUGUGACCCGACUCAAUGCUUCGCUUGACCCGUCUCUAUUUUCUGGGGGUUGCAUUUCUGAUAUGUGCAACUAAGCCAGUGGCUGGAGGACAGUCUGGUGAGGCGAUGCAUAACCACAGAGAGACAAACUUAACAAAUCUCAAUGUAGUGGCAGUAAGAUGGGGCCAUGUGGAGACUCCUUACCUGGUAGUACUGUGGAUUCUUGUUGCUGGAGUGGCAAAGAUUUCUGUGAUACAGAUGAAUACCUGGCUUAAAAGCUUUUUCCCCGAGAGUGGACUCCUGAUCAUCUGUGGUUUUAUUCUGGGUGGUAUCAUCUGGGGUGCAGACAAGGUACAGACGUUUUCACUCACCCCAAGAAACUUUUUCUUCUUCUUACUGCCACAAAUCAUCUUGGACACGGGUUACUUCAUGCCCAACAAGCUUUUCUUCAGCAACCUGGGUGCCAUCCUGGUGCAUGCCGUUAUUGGGACAGUCUGGAACGCAGCUGCAGUGGGGGUCUCUCUCUGGGGCUGCUAUCUAGGAGGAGCUAUGGGUGACCUCCAGAUCGGAUUGUUACAGUUUCUGCUAUUCGGAAGCUUGCUUGCUGCUGUUGAUCCAGUGGCUGUGAUUGCUGUGUUCGAGGAAGUGCAUGUGAAUGAAGUGCUUUUCAUCUGGGUGUUUGGAGAGUCGCUGCUCAAUGACGGCGUCACAGUGGUACUGUACAACGUUUUUGAUGCCUUUGUGUCUCUGGGAGGGCCAAAGAUUAAUGCUGUUGAAAUCAUCAAAGGCAUAGUCUCAUUUUUCAUAGUGGCAUUUGGAGGUUCAUUGGUUGGUGUUGCGUAUGCCAUCAUCAUCUCACUGUUGACCAAGUAUACUGGGAAAGUUCAGAUCAUUGAGGCUGGUUUCAUCUUUGUGCUUGGCUAUCUGUCUUACCUCACAGCCGAGAUGCUUUCACUCUCUUCCAUCCUUUCAAUCACUUUCUUCGGUGUUUGUUGCCAGAAAUACGUGAAUGCUAACAUGGAUGAAAAGUCUGUAACUACAGUGCGGUAUGCCAUGAAAGUAUUCGCAGUUGGCUCAGAGACCAUGAUCUUUGUCUUCUUGGGUAUCUCCGCCAUCGAUAAUGUCAUCUGGGUGUGGAAUACUGGCUUCAUUUUCCUUACACUGCUCUUUGCUAUAAUCUACAGAUUUAUAGGCGUCUUUAGCUUGACUUGGUGUUUAAACCGGUAUAGACUGGUUCCCAUGGAAAUCAUUGAUCAGAUAGUGAUGAGUUAUGGUGGUCUGCGUGGGGCCGUGGCAUAUGGAUUGGCAGCUUCACUGGAUGAGACCAGGAUUAAAGAGAAGAACCUGAUGAUCAGCACAACACUCAUUGUCGUGUACUUUACUGUCAUACUUCAGGGUCUCACUAUGAAGCCUUUUGUCCAAUGGCUAAAAGUUAAGAGGGUGAUUCCAUCUGAACUGAAGCUUAUUGAGAAAGUGAACAACAGGGCAUGUGAACAUAUUCUGGCAGCAAUGGAGGACAUUACUGGACGCAUAGGAGAUAACUGGUGGACCAGAGGAUGGAAGCGGUUCGAGGGGACGUAUGUCACCUGGUUUUUGAUGAAGCCAGAAGCCAGGAAAAACCAAGACUACCUUUUCAGCAUCUUCCACAAACUUAACCUGGAGGAUGCUGUUAAUUAUGUUACUGAGGGAGAAAAACGAGGAUCUCUGGCUUUCCUGCGCAACAGUGAAGGCACUAAUGUUAAUUUCGAGAAAAAAUUUGGUUUGGAGUUUUCUGGAGUGAUGCCUGACAUCACAUCUGAGUUAGACUAUGGCAGUGACAACGUGCCAAUGACCUCCAUCAUACGGGACACCAUUCCCUCUGUGUCUCUGAAUAUUCAUGAGCAAGAUAUGAAAGCCGUCAACGAGGACAUCAAUGCCCACCACUUACUGCAGCAACAUCUGUACAGAAGCAGGAAAAAUCACCGCCACAGGUAUAGCCGUAGUGACUUCACCAUCAACCAGAGUGAAGAUGAGGUACAGGAGAUCUUCCAGAGAACCAUGAGAAAUCGCCUUGAAUCAUUCAAAUCUGCCAAGAUGGGGGUCUCUCCAGCCAAGAAAAUCACAAAGCAUCCCAAGAAAGAGACAAACCAGAAAAUGUCUAAUUUGAGGGCUCUAGACAAUGCAGCCCAUCCAUAUGGAGAUGAAGAUUUUGAGUUCUCAGAAGUAGACAGUACAUCCAGCGCUGAUGGAAGGGCUGCAGGUGGCAAUUCCCCCUCGAGAUUCGCAAAAGGAGGUAUAGAAAAUCCAGCAUUCAUGCCAGAGAUGGAGGUUCCUCCUCCUCCGUGGUUAACAGAGGCUGAGAACGACACGAGCGUAGCACCUUCUCAAAGGGCACAGCGCCAACUACCAUGGAGUCCCAACAACCUGCGUCGCCUGGCACCUUUGAGGAUCAGUAACCAAUCAACAGACUCCUUUCUGAUGGCAGACGCUCCACCCACAGAGGAAUCACUCGAAGAUCCAUUUGAGGAACCACCUAAAAGGGAUGACUCCCAUCUCUAGCCUUCAUAUUAGUAUUUAACAUUAGCUUGCCACAUCGUUGGAUCAGCAUUUCCCUGAUAUGCGUUUGAAUACGAGUAAGAUCAGCAUACACUUUAGAGGUUAGUCUUUCUGUCAUUUUUAAUCAUUUGUUCUUGCUCAUCUCCAUGAAGACAUUCGCAAUAGCAUGCAAAUAUCUUGCCCGAGAAACAUUCCGAUGAUGGUUACUUUUUACUUGAGUGUGCUAUUUUUUGGACCGUGGAAAGUUACAGGAACACUCAGCUAUCCUAACACAGUCCUGCAGUCGAUCAUUUAUGUUUGAGAUGUCAUUUUGAAGGUAAUAUUCAUAGCAUCUGGUCCAGAUAUGUGGUUUACUCCCUACAGCAUAUAGGGAGGGGAAACCGUACAAUACUUUAAUAGUAAUAUUGAAUGGAUUAACUUCAGCAUACUGUAUACUUUGUGUAAAAGCACUUGAUCUUUCUUUUCUUCACCAAUAGGUGAACAAUUUCCCUACAAAACUCUACGAUCUUGUUCUACUUAUGUACCGAUUCAGCUUCUGAGCUUCGAUGUUAUUUGUUCAGUGCAUAUAUCAACAAGCCUGAAAUCCUCACUAAUGCUGAAACACUCUCUCAAUGCUAGUUGUUUAUUUAUUUCUUAAGUCCUUUAGUGUACUAUGCCUAAAUAUUACUCUACUUAAAUCUUCCAAAAAUAAUAAAAUGUGAUUUUUUCCA
Ictalurus punctatus (channel catfish) is the source of this 3439-nucleotide messenger RNA. It is a transcript of the gene slc9a3.1, whose product is annotated as solute carrier family 9 member A3, tandem duplicate 1. Gene Ontology annotation, biological process: regulation of pH; proton transmembrane transport; sodium ion transport. Gene Ontology annotation, molecular function: sodium:proton antiporter activity. NCBI's taxonomy places the organism in Eukaryota, Metazoa, Chordata, Actinopteri, Siluriformes, Ictaluridae. The transcript is spliced from 16 exons. Bases 231 to 2732 code for a protein of 833 amino acids. The record is from RefSeq and is a predicted model, not a curated record. Gene Ontology annotation, cellular component: brush border membrane; apical plasma membrane.